AUGGCAGCACAACUUUACAAAACUACUUCAGGACGUUUAUUUCAUGCUGGACAAAUAGCAAUCAUUACUGUAGGUUUACCAGCAAGAGGGAAAACGCACGUGGCGCGUUCAUUAUGUAGAUAUCUUCGAUGGUUAGGUGUUCAUACAAAAGUUUUUAGUGUAGGGAAUUAUCGUCGUCAAGCUAUGGGAACUGCUGCAAGUUUACCUCAUGAUUUUUUCAAUCCUGAAAAUCAUGAGACUGCUGAGGCACGGCACAAAAUUGCAACGGAAUGUUUACAAGAUAUGAUUAUAUGGUUACAGGAAGGAGGACAGGUUGGCAUUUAUGACGCCAGUAACACAACUCAAGAUAGACGUAAAGAAAUACAUGACACCUUAAUUAGUCACAACGUUCACCCCGUCUUUAUUGAAUCAAUAUGUGAUAAACCCGAAAUCAUAGAAACUAAUAUACGAAGCGUCAAAAUCACUUCACCAGAUUAUAUUGGCUGGGAUCCUGAAGAAGCCGUAAAAGAUUAUUGGUCGCGUAUAAAUAAUCAUUUGAGUCAUUACGAAACGAUCACAACUAUGGAAUUAAAUUUUGUAAAAAUGAUUAACGUUGGUGAACGCAUAAUUGUAAAUAACGUAAAGGGAUAUCUUCAGAGUCGUAUCGUAUACUAUUUAAUGAAUUUACACAUUUCCCCAAGGAUUAUAUAUUUUGCUAGAUCAGGAGAAUCAAUGAAUGAAGUAUCCCAAAGAGCCGACGCGGAAUUAAGUCCCACCGGAAUACGUUAUGCUCAAACAUUAAAAAGAUUUUUGAAGACUUUAAGGGAGAGAGAGAGAAAAGAACGUAAAGAGCAAGGAUGGGGUGACGAUGAAAGAAUGUUAACGAUCUGGACUUCAGCGCUUAGACGUUCAUAUCAAACGGCAAAACCUUUUCUUGAUGAAGGUUAUACCGUACAACAACGUCCAUUGUUGGGUGAAAUUAAUUUAGGUGAAGUCGAUUCGCUUACUGUUGAAGAGAUUAAGGCCAAAUUUCCCGAAGAAUAUGUAAAACAACAAAAGGAUCCAUAUCAUCAUCGUUACCCUAGAGCUGAGUCAUAUCAAGACUUGGCAGUUCGUAUAGAGUCCAUUAUUCUGGAACUUGAACACGAAAAAAACGAUGUGCUAAUUAUUGCUAACGAGACAGUAUUAAGAUGCCUAUACGCGUACCUUUUUGAUCGGCCAGAAGAUGAAAUUCCAAGGAUAGCUAUUCCACGUAAUUAUUUAAUUGAGAUAAUUCCUUCUGCUUAUGGAUGUCGUGAAACUCGCAUGGAAAUCGUUGACACCUUUGAUCAAUCGAUACCUAUAUUAGCUGAUUUGAGUAAUAGUGGAAAAGGUUAA
Messenger RNA from Funneliformis mosseae, 1356 nucleotides. NCBI's taxonomy places the organism in Eukaryota, Fungi, Glomeromycota, Glomeromycetes, Glomerales, Glomeraceae. The record is from the annotation of a GenBank genome assembly.